Molecule: messenger RNA, 1020 nt
Organism: Lipotes vexillifer (Yangtze River dolphin)
Lineage: Eukaryota; Metazoa; Chordata; Mammalia; Artiodactyla; Lipotidae
Source: RefSeq, a predicted model, not a curated record
AUGUAUAGGAAGAAUUACGUGGAUUCAACAAAGGAGGUUCUUGGUGAUAUGAUGAAUGUGGUUUCAAACAAGAGCUGGGAAUUGAAGAGAGUUCAUUGCUUUGAUAGAAGAUUGAGUUUCAUUAAUGUGUACAGUGAAUGUACACCUGUGAUCAAAGAAUUUGCUUUCUUGGAGGGUUAUGUGACACUGUGUAGGAAUAUGAUCCGGCCUGAAUACUGGAAGGUUUGCCCCUUUGUCCACCAUGAAGAGAAACAUUAUUUAAGGAAAAUAGAAGAGGAAAGUGAUGAGAUUUUUCAGCAACUCAAAAGAAGUCAACACAAUAUGUACCUAAAGGGGAAACUCUUAAGUCAGAUAUAUGAGGAACUCAAGGAAUUGUGCCAUAAACCAGACAUGGAGCUGCUCCAGCAUUAUGACAACAUGUUGGAAAGGAGUGAGUCAGCACAGCUGCACAUGCCCCAGCCUGUAGUCCCACAGCUCAGUUCAUGGCCCAUUCCUGGACUGGUAGGCUGGCUCAACCAAUUCCAAGUGCACAUUGCCUUGGAUAAUGAAAUAGUCACUGGUCAUGUCCCUGUGUUUGAAGAUCUGAGACGUCUGCUGGCUGGUCCUGAUCAUCCUGUUGGCGACAACAGUCCACCAAGAUCUAAAUAUCUUCUUGCCUGGGGAGCUGAGUCAUUCACUUCUGGUCAACAUUACUGGGAGGUGGAUGUGGCGGGCUGUUGCAGCUGGGCAAUUGGAUUUUGUAAUGAUUCUUGGGCAAGAAAGAAUGACAUGGGACUUGACUCAGAGGGAAUUUUUCUACUUCUUUGUAUCAAAGAGAACAACCAGUGCAGUCUCUUUACCUCCUCCCCACUAUCACCUCAAUAUGUCAAAAGGCCUCUAGGCCGGGUGGGGUUGUUCCUGGAUUAUGAUGGUGGUUUCCUGAGCUUUUUCAAUGUGGCCAAUAGUUCCCUCAUUUGUCGUUUCCUCUCCUGCUCCUUCUCUUCUCCUCUCAAACCUUUUCUUUGCUCUGGACACACUUGA